AUGACCAUGCCUACUUUAAUGUCCAAUACAAAUAUUGAACAACUAGUUCAAUUAAUUGACCAAUUUAUGGAAGAUCUGGAUGCCCCUUUAGAACCGUUGAUAAAACUGUUUAGAAUAUCAUGCAAUAAAAUAGGUUACCCAAUAAUAAAAAAUUCGUUGGAUUCAAUAGCGAUCAAGAAAAUUAAUGAAUAUUUGAAUAUUUCUCCAACUGUAUGUUGUUAUACCAAUGUUUUCCAAUCCUUACCACGAACAACUAAGAGACGUAAACCUCCUAAAAAUACAGGAUGGAUGUUAUAUAAUCACCAAGAUAACCAAAGUAAAACAGGAUCGUUACCCAACUUUGAAAACAAAAACUCAACACAAGGAAGUUAUUUAUCUAGUUUAUUCUCAGUCAAUACACCCAAUGGGAAUACGGAAAGGACAACCAUUCAUGAAUCUGAACAAAACUCUGUCCACAUGUCACACAAACCACAGAUGGAUAAGAACGAAAAAUAUAAAGUUCUUAGAAUAUUAUACCAUUCUAAAAACGAGGAGUCAACUAUAAAGAAAGAAUUAACAGCACUUACUAAAAAACAUAAAUUCAGAAGAUGGAAAAAUAAAUAUAUAAAAAUGUAG
Maudiozyma barnettii is the source of this 615-nucleotide messenger RNA. RefSeq lists its product as uncharacterized. The transcript has a single exon. The coding region runs from base 1 to 615 and encodes 204 amino acids. The record is from RefSeq and is a predicted model, not a curated record. Lineage: Eukaryota; Fungi; Ascomycota; Saccharomycetes; Saccharomycetales; Saccharomycetaceae.